Molecule: messenger RNA, 4069 nt
Organism: Trachymyrmex cornetzi
Lineage: Eukaryota; Metazoa; Arthropoda; Insecta; Hymenoptera; Formicidae
Gene: Delta
Product: neurogenic locus protein delta
Exons: 6
Coding region: 769-3471 (900 amino acids)
Biological process (GO): Notch signaling pathway; multicellular organism development; cell communication
Cellular component (GO): plasma membrane; protein-containing complex
Molecular function (GO): calcium ion binding
Source: RefSeq, a predicted model, not a curated record
GGCGCGACUACGGCCGAUCAGUGCGUGACUCGUCGUUGUUGCGACGUUUGGUGAGGACGAGAGCGCAGUUUGUCGUUCCGUCAGUGCUCCCCAAAGUUGGCUUUGGGAAGUAUGAUCGCGACGGGUUGGUUGUGACUCGUAUAUGAAAAAGAAAGAAGCGAGAAUAGAUCCACGACGGUCAUCGGUGAGAAAGAGAAAGAAAGAUUAUCCUUGGCUUCGUUACACCACCUAGAUACGCGGACGCGAAGAUCGUCGUCGUUCCCACCCGGCGAGCCUCUCAGCCUCUCUCAGCGUCUAUCGUCCCACGGAUAUACUGGAAUAAAGUGUGUCAACGGCAAAGUGUGUAAAAAGUGAAAACCUCCGCGUGCGAUAUUAAAAUCUCGCGUUUCGUACGUAUAAAUACCGGUCGAAAUAAAUGAUAUAAUUCGUCCGCGUACGGAGUGCACAGUGGUAAACGAGUUGAAUUUAGCCGCGGUUUCGCACCACACUCGGCGUUCGCGCGCUUCUUCGUUGUUCGUUCGCUCGUUCGCUCGUUCGCUCGUUCGCCCGGCGACGGCUCGCAUUAAUCGAGAGCGCACCCCGGUACACGCGGUUCGUGGCUAUGCAGCAGCCCCGCGGUAUCGCGGCGAGACGCAGGUAACGCCGACGGGAAGACGCGACGACACCGAGCGGAGCGCGCGUGGAUUGCCGCUCUCACAUCCGCGCUUCCGCCGUCACCCGGGAAGCGCCGGCGGCGUGUAAACACCGAGGGAUACGCGACGCGUCAACAUGUGGACCACGAUGCUCGUGUGGACGGCCGCCGUCGUUCUCCUGCCGACGCCUCGAGCGGUGAACGCCUCCGGGGUGUUUGAGCUGAGGCUAAAGUCCUUCGUGAACGAGUUCGGCAAGGACAAUCUGGGCAAGUGCUGUUCCGGCAGCGCGUCCAAGACAGGCGAGUGCUCGGGGGUCUGUAAGACGAGGUUUCGGGUAUGCCUGAAGCAGUACCAGGUGAAGAUCGACACGACGUCGCCGUGCACGUAUGGCGACGUUGUAACGCCCAUUCUCGGCGAGAACAGAAUUAAUCUCAGCACGAACGUCGCUUUGCCGAGCUUCACCAACCCCAUCAGGUUCCCGUUCGAGUUCACAUGGCCGGGUACAUUCUCGUUGAUAGUGGAGGCUUACCACGAUGAGGACAACAGCACGCAUCAAUCGGCCGAGAAAGUAUUGAUCAUGCGGUUGACAACCCAGAAGUGGCUGGACGUUGAUCCGGAUUGGACCGUGGACGACUUCGCGAGUGCACACUCGCGAAUAGAGUACGAAUAUAGGGUGACUUGCUCGCCGCACUAUUACGGCAAGGGUUGCGAGGACCUAUGCCGGCCUAGAGAUGACAACUUCGGCCACUACAGUUGCAGCCCAAGCGGCGAGCGCGUCUGCCUCACUGGUUGGAAGGGCGACUAUUGCAACACCCCCCGCUGCCUGCCCGGAUGCGACGAGCAGCACGGACACUGCAAUCGACCCAACGAAUGCAUAUGCCACAGCGGCUGGAAGGGCCCACUGUGUAAUCAGUGCGUUCGAUAUCCAGGCUGCCACCACGGUAGCUGCCAAAAGCCCUGGCAGUGCGCGUGCGACGAGGGAUGGGGCGGGCUAUUCUGCAACCAGGAUCUCAACUAUUGCACAAAUCAUAAGCCGUGCAUGAACGGCGGCACCUGCUUCAACACCGGCCAGGGCUCUUACACCUGCUCGUGCCCGUCAGGCUUCACCGGCACCGAAUGCCAGACGCCGCUCUUCGACUGUCACUCGAAACCCUGCCUGAACGGUGGUACCUGCACGAUGACCGAGUCGCCGUCCGUGAGCUACGUGAGCGGCAACGGCACGGAGUUAUCGUCGUCCUCCAGGCAGCAGCAUCGUCGAAGCUAUCGCUGCACCUGUCCACCCGGUUGGCGUGGCCGACACUGCGAGAUUACGACGCGAUCCUGCCGGGACUCGCCCUGCCGACACGGCGCCACCUGCGAGGACGACUCUCUCCGCGGUUACGUGUGCCAUUGCCCAUCCGGUUACACUGGCACCGAUUGCGAAUCGCAGGUCGACGAGUGCUCGCCAAAUCCCUGCGCGAACAACGGCACCUGCAUGAACCACGUUAACAGUUACCGAUGCACGUGCCUCGCUGGCUUCACCGGCGAGCGCUGCGAGAUCAACGUGGAUGACUGUGAGGGCGAUCCGUGUCUGAACGGCGGCACCUGCAAGGAUCAGGUGAACAGCUUCCGCUGUCAAUGUAUACCAGGUUUCGUCGGCAGAAUCUGCCAGAACAAGGUAGACUAUUGUGUGGCAAAACCGUGCGCGAACGGAGGCACAUGCAUUUCUGGGACCAAUGACUAUAAUUGUACGUGCAAGCCUGGUUUCACCGGUAAGGACUGUAGCGUGGAUGUAGACGAAUGCUGGAGCGCACCGUGCCAGAAUGGCGGCAUAUGCCGGAACCGUGUCAACGGCUUCUUGUGCGAGUGCCCGGACGAUUGGCACGGUGACACCUGCAGCGAAAAAGCCGGUGCGGUACCUCCGAUCACAUCAUCGUCCACGCCCGUGAUAUCGAAUGUGCCGCUGGCAGAACCGUUCCCAGGCAACGGCCAUUCGAAGCACGUCGCCUCUAGGAAAACUAGCUUGACUACGGAACACCUGGUGAUGAUCGCGACUCUUUCCACCGCAGUACCGGCUUUCGCGUUAUUCGCUACAGUCGCAGUGAUGUGCAUGAAGAGACGACAAAAGCGAGAGCAGGCGAAGGCCGAUGAGGAAGCGAGGCUACAGAACGAGAGGAACGCGGUGCACAGCAGCAUGAGCAAGCGUAGCGCCAGUACCAUCGGCGUCGGCGGCACUGGUAUUGGCAGUGUCGGCGGUCUCCUUGGCAGCGGUAGCGGCUUAAUCGGCGCGGGCGGCGGCAGCGUUUGUGCUCUGGGCACCGGUGACGCGCACAUGAUUAAGAAUACCUGGACUGCGAGUAAAAGUGUGAACAAUGUGGCAUCGGCAGCGUCGCGGCAGGACGAUCUGGAUUCGUCCUUCCAAACUGAUGUAACGCUGGACAGUUCGUGUUCGGGUUAUAAACCAGAACCAGUGCUGCAAGAUGGUCGGACUACGAGAACGACGAAACAGCUCAACACAGAGGCGGCAGCCCAUCGGGCGUCUGCGCACCUCUUCCAGAAGGAGAAGGACUGUCUCGGCCUAGGUCUUGGUAUCGGGAUCUUGGAGAGUGCCAAAAGAUCAUCCGUAUUUGCCACUACUGGCAAUGUGGCGGACAGUUGUUGCGCCGCGGAAGCUGCACUGAUGAAGAGGCCGACGACGAUAUCGGAAGCUAAUAGCACCGGUGUCGUCAGUAGUAAUAGUAAUGGUCCACCGGGAAGCGGCAGUGCCGCGGACAACAGCAAUUGCGGUGUGUACGUGAUAGACGAUCACUACGUCAGGCACGACGCCACGCUGGCGGCGACGCUCGCGACGGAAGUGUAGUAGACUUCGGACUCCCAUUUAGAGUGAUAGAGAGAGAGAGAGAGAGAGUGCGUGAGAAAAAAAAAAGAGAAAUAGAACCAGUGCGUGUGCGUAUGCGAAUUGUGGAUCUUGUUUUCUCCGUGCGCGUAAAUUGACAGACUACCCCGUUCGAUUUCCUUCGAUUUUUCUCGAACAACGCCAUCGCGAUAUCCUUCAGACCGCGACGCCUCGUCUCGGAUGCCUGCAGGUGUUUAUUUCUUUUUUCUUCCUUUUUUUUUUAAGUUUUUAUUACAUCUUUUUUUGCUAAAGCACUUGUGCAUCCGCGAUUGGCCGCCACUAGUCGCUGGUAGGACUCCGCGAUUGAAACAUCAUUUCGAGGAGAAAUACAUACUGCAUCCGCACCGCCGGCCAGUUUGACCAGCCACGAGGGUAUGUCGUUCCGAUUCUACUGAAACGAGAGCGACGACGGACUGAUCGAAGACGUUCGAUCGGGGUUGAUCGAGAUGCGACAGAAACAAGAAAAAUUAACGCGAUGCUGUGGGGGUCGGCGGUCGGUCAGGCAGCCGUCGACCCAUCCUUAGGUAUUAAUAUUAUAUCGUGCUCGAAAGUGAACUUUGUA